AAACAAAUACUUGACAAUAUAUUUUAUAGUUUUUGCAAUAUCAUUUAUUGUAUAACUCUAUAAUUCUAAUAUGAUAAAUAUACAUACUGUUUACGGAACUACAUAUAAGUUUGGUUAUGUCGAUAGUUAAGAGCAGAAUGAUUUUCUUGAUUUUUUCCGAAUUCUUGAUUUUAAUAUAUGUGAAUCAGCUGAAACAUUAUUAUCUAUAAAAAAUGGAGGAUAUCCAUCAAUCGAUGAAAUUAAAACUGAAGUGAUCGAUGAUGAUACAAUGGAUAUGGAUGAUCAACAAAUUUCAAAUAAUUCAACAGAUUCACACAUGGACACAGAAGAAUCUGAUCCAAUUCCUGAACUUGGUCCUGCAGCUUUAGGUUUACAAAGAGUAGGUACUCAACCUCCUCCAAAACCAAAUCCUCCUAGUCAACCAGUUCAAGUUUUAAAUCGAAGAGGAAUGCCAGCAAGAAUUAGAAAAAAAAAUAAAUUAUUUUAUGAUGAUAUAUUGGUUAAUCAUCCUCAUCACAGGAUCAAAAAGGAUCCGUCACAUCCAGAUGCAAAACAUUCUCCUAAAAAAGUAUCUAGACCUUCUCCUGCAAAAAAACAAACUAAAAUAACUAAUGAACCAAGAAAAAAUAAUAAUAUAUUAAGUCAACCCAUAUCAUCUACAAUGACCCCAAUUAAACAAGAGAAAGAACCUGAUAAACCAAUGCAACCUUCAUCUCCGGAUCGUAAAAUUGGACAAAAGAUUGGUAUGAGAUUAAGAAAUUUAUUGAAAUUACCAAAAGCUCACAAAUGGGUUUGUUACGAGUGGUUUUAUAGUAACAUUGAUAAGACUCUUUUUGAAGGUGACAAUGAUUUUAUGAUUUGUUUAAAAGAAUCGUUUCCACAAUUAAAAACUCGGAAAUUAACACGUGUUGAAUGGUGCAAGAUAAGAAGAAUGAUGGGUAAACCACGAAGAUGUUCACAAUCGUUUUUUGAGGAAGAAAGACGAGAAUUAGAAAGAAAAAGACAAAAAAUUCGAAUGUUACAACAAAGAAAAGCUGCAGAUAUUAAUAGUUUUAAAGAUUUACCACCAGAAAUACCAUUACAGUUGGUAAUUGGAACCAAAGUUACAGCAAGACUGAGAAAACCACAAGAUGGUUUAUUCACUGGAAGUAUUGAUGCUGUGGAUACUAGUAAUAAUACUUACCGAAUUACGUUUGAACGUGCUGGCCUUGGAACGCAUAGUGUUCCAGAUUAUGAAGUAUUGUCAAAUGAACCACCAGAAACAAUAAGUGUUGCUUCAUUUGCACAAAAAUUUAGACCGCGACAUGUACAAUAUGUACCAUCUCCACCAUAUGCUAUGAAAUUAAUGUCACCACGUUUAAACAGUGAUCCUUUAAUAUCAAAUGCUUCUGUAUCAUUGCCAAAGAAAUCUCAUAUUGGUGGAACAAUGAAUGGUUAUCCUUUAAAAUUAUUAGAAUUUAUGGUUAAAGUUAAUAAAAUAUUAGCUGCUAAAAAAGUUAAAAUAAAGAAGUUAAAAGAAAUGAAUAGUGAAGCAGAAAAAAGACGAUCUUUUGGAGAACCGCUUCCACCAGAUUUUGAGAGAAGAUAUGCAGGUAUUGUGGUUGAAUUGGAAAAAAUGAAUACUGCUUUGCAAGAUUUUCUUAAUGAUAUUCAAGAACUUUGUCAAGAAAUGGCUCCUGAACCUAGUGUAGCAGCUAUGUUAGCUCCUUCUCAUCUUCGUGAAAAAUGUAGACAGGAAGCUGCAGAUAUGGUUGCAAGAAAUAAUAUUAUUAAUGAUAAAGAACCUGGAAAAAUGUCUCAAUUAGUAACAGACUUAACAGCUCUUAUGCUUCAAGUAAAAAGUUUAUCUGAUUCGGAUCGUAACGCAUAUGAGUUGAAAGUAUUACAAGGCACGAUGGAACAAAUACGCGCAAAAUUAAGUCCACAAAAUCAACAGGUUUUUCAAAAUUGUGUUGAAAUACAUAUGCAACAUAUACAAUUAGGUCUGGGACAAAGAGGUGCACUGACGCCAUUUAUGGCUCAAAGAGCUUAGCAAAUAUGAAAGUAAUUUUCAUUGAUACUAUAGAAAAAAGUGUAAAAUAUUAAUAUAAAUAUGAACUAUCAUACUACAAUAUUUUAUAAGAAAAAUCCAACUUUAUUUUAUUAUCUUUUUGUAUAGGACAUAUCAUCAUUAAGGAGUACCUAUCAUACUAGAAUACAUAUGUGUGUUCUGUAUAUACAAUAAUUCUAUAAUUGUUUUUUAAGUAAUAUUCUAUAAAUGAGUUUUAGAAUAAUGUGCUGUGCCGUUAAUUGCAUUAAACAUUUAAAAAUGUUCAUGUUUAAAAAAUUUACAUGUCAACUUUACGAUUUCUACAAUAAGAAAUUGAAGAUAAAUAAUAAUGGCUAUUGUAAAUAAAGCGUACAUUUUGCAGUGGCAGCUUUCAUUAAAUUUAUACAGAAAUUUGACAUAUUAUCGCAGUAGGAAUGGAUAACUUGUAAAAAAAGAAUUUAAUAUUUACUGCUUAUGAAUAAUUUCAAAAAUUAAUAUAUAAUUAAUACAUUAGUAUUUUGAAAAAUAAUUUUCAAUAACUGUAAAUUAGGUAUAUGCACAAAAAUUGCAUAACCAAUUGUAAAUACAUUCUAAAUGAUAAAAAAUAUGAAAAUUUUACAUUUAUUUUAUUCACAUUAGCUAAAAAUUUUUUAUUUAUAUCAGAUGUUUUAGUUUGAGAAAUUGUAUAAAGUUCAAUACAAUAUGCUAAUUUAUUUAAAAUAUGAAAUCUUUUUAAUGAUCCUAUUUCUAAAAUAGUUAUUGAUAUAUUGAACAAAGAAUAACACUUAUGAAAAUCUAUCUGAUUUCACUUAUUAUGUUGUCAUUAUAAAUAUAUUUAUAUGAAUGUUAUAUCUAUUUUUCAUGCAUAUUAUAUUUUUAAUAAAAUAGAUGUAAAUAAUCUUAAUUCAUACAUACAUGUGCAAUAUUAAUAUUAAUAAUUCUAAUAUAAACAUUCCUUAAAAUAAUAAAUAUAUUUUUAUAUUCAUAAAAUAAGUAAUAUUAAAAAUAGACUAUGAUUUGAAAAUUCAUAAUUUUUUUUUGUAUUUUUUUUCAUAAUUUUCAAUAAAAAAUAUUUAUUUCGAUACUAAAUGAUAAAGUAAGAAUUCUGGUCAUUUAUAAUAAGAUAUCAUAGGAACUAUUAAAAUUUUUUAUAAUCAAGAAUAAAUUAAGGAAUGUAAGCUAUAAUGAUCUUAAUAUUUGUUCUAUUUACAUAAAUUUCUCAUAUAUAAGUAAUUUUUAUUGGAAAACAUGUAUUAGACAAGUAUAUAACAUUUUAAACACAUAAUUCUGUAAACAAAAAAUUAUACUUGCAGUACAUGUAUCAAAUAACGUCUAUGAAUUUUAAAUAUUCUAAAUCUGAUUUACAUUUAUUUGUUUUAAUUACAAUGUCCUUAUAUUUAUAUAUAUUACCCAUACCGUACGUGAUACCAUAACGUACCCUUCGUGCAAUAAAAAAUAAAAAAUAUAUAUAAUA
Apis cerana (Asiatic honeybee) is the source of this 3503-nucleotide messenger RNA. Its product is annotated as protein lin-9 homolog. Gene Ontology annotation, cellular component: transcription repressor complex; nucleoplasm. Gene Ontology annotation, biological process: regulation of transcription by RNA polymerase II; DNA-templated transcription; regulation of cell cycle. Gene Ontology annotation, molecular function: DNA binding. NCBI's taxonomy places the organism in Eukaryota, Metazoa, Arthropoda, Insecta, Hymenoptera, Apidae. The record is from RefSeq and is a predicted model, not a curated record.